Molecule: messenger RNA, 649 nt
Organism: Staurois parvus
Lineage: Eukaryota; Metazoa; Chordata; Amphibia; Anura; Ranidae
Source: the annotation of a GenBank genome assembly
AUGCGUGGUGACUCGGUGCCCACUGCCUUGUCAGAUGACUCGGUGCCCGCUGUCGAGCCAGAUGACCUGAUGCCUGGUGACCCGAUGCCCGCUGUCGAGCCAGACGAUCCAAUGCCUGAUGACCCAGUGCCCGCUGUCAUGCCUGUUGACUUAGUGCCAGCUGUCAUGCGUGGUGACUCUGUGCCCACUGCCUUGUCAGAUGACUCGGUGCCCGCUGUUGAGCCAGAUGACCUGAUGCCUGGUGACCCGAUGCCCGCUGUCGUGCCAGUUGACCUGAUGCCUGGUGACCCGAUGCCCGCUGUCGUGCCAGUUGACUCAGAGCCCGCGGUCGUGCCAGAUGACUCGGAGCCCGCGGUCGUGCCAGAUGACUCGGAGCCCGCGGUCGUGCCAGAUGACUCGGAGCCCGCGGUCGUGCCAGAUGACUCGGAGCCCGCGGUCGUGCCAGAUGACUCGGAGCCCGCGCGGUCGUGCCAGAUGACUCGGAGCCCGCGGUCGUGCCAGAUGACUCGGAGCCCGCGGUCGUGCCAGAUGACUCGGAGCCCGCGGUCGUGCCAGAUGACUCGGAGCCCGCGGUCGUGCCAGAUGACUCGGAGCCCGCGUCGUGCCAGGUGACUCGGAGCCGCGGUCGUGCCAGGUGACUCGGAGCCCG